This is a messenger RNA of Acanthosepion pharaonis, 807 nucleotides long. Lineage: Eukaryota; Metazoa; Mollusca; Cephalopoda; Sepiida; Sepiidae. The record is from the annotation of a GenBank genome assembly.
AUGUAUUUUUGUUCAAGUAUUAUCUAUCUAUCUAUCUAUCUAUCUAUCUAUCUAUCUAUCUAUCUAUCUAUCUGUACAGUAUCUAUCUAUCUAUCUAUCUAUCUAUCUAUCUAUCUAUCUAUCUAUCUGCUUCUUUCUCUAUCUUUCUUUCUUUCUUUCUUUCUUUCUUUCUUUCUUUCUUCGCUUCCAUGCAUGAGCCAUGAUUGGACGAUCAUGUCCUCUUUGUUCGUCAUAUCUUCUUUCCUUCUUUUUCCUAUUUCUCCAUUUCUCCAUUUCUUUCUUUCUUUCUUUCUUUCUUUCUUUCUUUCUUUCGCCUUGAGCUCCAAAAAACAGGAAAAUGUAGAGAGAAAUGAGCUUCAACGUUCCGAAGGAACACGUCACAUAGGAAAAGAAGUAGGAGAAUUUGUUCUUCUUUUUUGUUUUAUAUUUAUUCUUUUUUAUUCCUCUUUCUUUCUUUCUUUCUUUCUUUCUUUCUUUCUUUCUUUCUUUCUUCCUUUCUUUCUUUCUUUCAUUCUUCUGCUUUCUCUUUCUUUCUUUCUUUCUUUCUCUAAAUCUUUUUUCUUUUCUUUUACAUUCUUUCUCUUUUCUUAUCCGAAUAUUCUUGUUUCUCUAUUUCUUUUCUUGAAUUGGCUUUUACUUACUCGUUUUUCUUUCUUUCUUUCUUUCUUUCUUUCUUUCUUUCUUUCUUUCUUUCUUUCUUUCUUUCUUUCUUUCUGUCUUCUGCUUUUCCAUUUGUUAUUUCUUUCUUUCUUUCUUUCUUUCUUUCUUUCUUUCUCAUGUGUUUUUCUUUCUUUUUUUCUGCUUUAA